This is a messenger RNA of Salvelinus fontinalis (brook trout), 2059 nucleotides long. Its product is annotated as aminopeptidase Ey-like. The coding region runs from base 539 to 2059 and encodes 506 amino acids. The transcript has 9 exons. Lineage: Eukaryota; Metazoa; Chordata; Actinopteri; Salmoniformes; Salmonidae. Gene Ontology annotation, molecular function: metalloaminopeptidase activity; zinc ion binding; peptide binding. The record is from RefSeq and is a predicted model, not a curated record. Gene Ontology annotation, cellular component: cytoplasm. Gene Ontology annotation, biological process: peptide catabolic process; proteolysis.
GUCAGUACUGAUCAUGUGAAGUCCUUGUCCAAACCCCGCCUUGCUGUGCUGUCAAAUAGAAUUCUAUCCUGGUUGCACAUCUGUACAUUUUGUUAGGGACCAAUCGUGUUCUCUACUGCCGUGGUUUCCUGUGCUCUCAUCAGGUCCCAGGAAACACCAGAGUGAGUUCCACGCUUCUUUCAGAUCCACUCUGACAGACACACAUUCCCAACCCCGUCCCGUAGGAUUCAGGCUGGGCCGUCUCCUUCCACCCGGACAGCUGUUUUUCAUCUGGUGUGGUUGGAACGGGAAAAAACCUGAGGUUUUCUCUGCACCUCUGCACUAACACAUGGGGAUCUGAACGAGUCCGUCCGUGUGUGUGUUGCUUCACAUCAGUCUGUUUGGGAUCAUCUGGCCACAUCAGUUCCUAACCUGGUCAACAGUCAGGCUAAUAGUUGAUCCUUUAACUGAGGAGGGAAGAGCCAGAGCGUAGCAGAGUCCCGGAGACCACAGGUUGCCCUGCCAUCUCUCUGUUACCACCUCCAGCAGGACAUCAGCCAUGGCUAAAGGCUUCUACAUCAGUAAGAACAUGGGGCUAGCAGGCCUUCUGAUGGGGGCUGCAGCAGUGGUCAUCAUCAUAGCCCUGGCAGCAGUCUACGAUAAGGAAAAGACCAAGAACCAGAACAAACCUGUGGAUGGUGUGACCAUGUUGACCACCGCCUCUCCAACCACCUCCUCCUCCACCAUCUCCACUCCUAAAGACCCCUGGGAACACUACAGACUGCCUGACUCGCUGUCUCCCGUCUCCUACAACAUCACCCUCUGGCCUCGACUGGUUGUCAACGCCUCUACUGGCCUCUACAUCUUCACAGGACAGUCAGCUGUGGUGUUCCAGUGUGAGAAGGACACAGAUCUGAUCGUCAUCCACUGUAACAAGCUGAACCUGACUCUGCUCGACGGUCACCAUGCUAGACUGACUGGCCUGGAUGGAGCGACUGCUCCUAACGUAAAGACUAGCUGGCUGCAGGUGAAGACCGAGUACCUGGUCAUUCAGCUGAAUGGGAAGCUAGCUGCUGGCAAGUCCUAUAAGCUUUCCACAGACUUCCAGGGAGAGCUGGCUGAUGACCUGAAAGGAUUCUAUAGGAGUGAAUAUACAGAAGAUGGUGUUAAAAAAGUUGUAGCCACGUCUCAGAUGCAGGCCACGUUCGCCAGGAAAGCCUUCCCCUGUUUCGAUGAACCUGCCAUGAAGGCCGUCUUCCACAUUACGCUCAUCCACCAACGAGGAACUGUAGCUCUGUCCAACGGACGGGACGUUGAGACCGUCAACACCACCAUAGAUGGCACUGAAGUCACCAUGACCAGAUUUGAGCCCACUAAAAGAAUGUCAACAUACCUCCUGGCAUUUAUCGUCAGUGACUUCGCUCAUAUCACUGGAUCGAUAGAGAACGACACCGUUUUGGUCCGUAUCUGGGCUCGGAGGAAAGCUAUAGCUGAGGGACAUGGACACUACGCUCUCAAUGUUACAGGACCAAUGCUCAAGUUUUUUGAACGAUACUACAAUGCCAGCUACCCGCUGUCCAAGUCAGACCAGAUAGCUCUGCCUGACUUCAACGCUGGAGCCAUGGAGAACUGGGGUCUGAUCACCUACAGAGAGACAGCCCUGCUGUACGAUCCAGCCAUCUCCUCUGUUGGAAACAAAGAGAGAGUCUUGACUGUGGUGGCUCACGAACUGGCUCAUAUGUGGUUUGGGAACCUGGUGACUCUGAGAUGGUGGAAUGACCUGUGGCUGAACGAGGGCUUUGCCAGCUAUGUGGAGUAUCUAGGAGCUGACUACGCUGAACCCACCUGGAACAUCAAAGAGCAGAUCAUCCUGAAUGAUGUCCACAAGGUGUUUGCUGUGGACGCCCUGGCCUCAUCUCAUCCUCUGUCCCGCAAAGAGGAGGAAGUCAACCAGCCUGACGAGAUCAGUGAGAUGUUCAACACCAUCUCCUACAGCAAGGGUUCUGCAGUUCUAAGGAUGCUGUCUGAGUUCCUGACAGAGCCGGUCUUCGCCAGAGGACUUAGUGUGAGUAAAGUAUAG